UUUACAAUGGAAUCCCUGGAUAAAACAAUCAAUAGCUAUCUGGAUGUUUGGCUUGGACCAAGAGAUCCCAGAGUAAAAGGGUGGCUUCUCCUGAGUAAUUACACACCUACCUUUAUUUUUUCUGCCUUAUACUUACUAAUCGUAUGGUUAGGACCAAAGUACAUGCAGAACAGACAGCCGUUCUCAUGCAGGGGUAUUCUAGUGGUCUAUAACCUGGGACUUACGUUGCUCUCCCUUUAUAUGUUUUAUGAGCUGGUGACGGGAGUAUGGGAAGGAGGAUACAAUUUCUUCUGUCAGGAUACGCACAGUGGAGGUGAAGCUGAUAUGAAGAUCAUACGUGUCCUCUGGUGGUACUACUUCUCAAAGCUCAUUGAAUUCAUGGAUACCUUCUUCUUUAUUUUACGGAAAAAUAACCACCAGAUCACUGUUCUUCACGUCUACCACCAUGCAAGUAUGCUGAACAUUUGGUGGUUUGUUAUGAACUGGGUGCCUUGCGGCCAUUCCUACUUCGGUGCUACUCUGAACAGCUUCAUUCAUGUCCUCAUGUAUUCCUACUAUGGGUUAUCCGUGGUUCCAUCCAUGCGUCCCUAUCUCUGGUGGAAGAAGUAUAUCACUCAGGGGCAGCUGACUCAGUUUGUCCUGACCAUCUUCCAGACGAGCUGUGGGGCUGUGUGGCCGUGUGCAUUCCCUAUGGGAUGGCUGUACUUCCAGAUAGGCUACAUGAUCUCCUUAAUAAUCCUCUUCACCAAUUUCUAUAUUCAGACUUACAACAAAAAGGCAGCCUCCAGAAGGAAAGAGUAUCAGAAUGGCUCCACAGCUGCUGUGAACGGGUACACAAAUAGCUUUUCUUCCCUCGAGAACAAUGUGAAGCAAAGAAAACAAAGGAAGGAUUGAAGAUCAAACUGAGAAGCCAUUUUGAAAUUCCAGGCAACAACAACAAAAUCAUCUGAUUGUAAGCACAGUACAAGUUGUGCACUGAUAACUCUUGACAGCUACUGUAACUAUUCCUGCCUAGAAUAGUGGCGAUUUAUGUAGGACUUAACCAGUGCAAAACAUCCUAGAAACUAUCAAGUAGGCUAAAGUCGUGGAUGAUGAUGAUAAGUUUUGGGUGGUCACAGACCCAAGUAUAAACUGUGGAAGGGAGUAUUAUUGUAGUGUGAGUGUGUGCGCGUGCGUGUGUAUAUAUAUGUAUAUGUAUGUGUGUAUAUAUAAUAUACAUAUAUAUAAUGACACUUCUGUUGCCUUACUAGUCAAUGAUAGGUGCUGAAUUAAGAUUCACAAUUUCAGAACACUGUAAUCCAAAUUCAUAU
This is a messenger RNA of Euleptes europaea (tarantolino), 1310 nucleotides long. RefSeq names its product ELOVL fatty acid elongase 5 (gene ELOVL5). Lineage: Eukaryota; Metazoa; Chordata; Lepidosauria; Squamata; Sphaerodactylidae. Gene Ontology annotation, cellular component: endoplasmic reticulum; endoplasmic reticulum membrane. The coding region runs from base 7 to 894 and encodes 295 amino acids. The record is from RefSeq and is a predicted model, not a curated record. Gene Ontology annotation, molecular function: fatty acid elongase activity. The transcript has 7 exons. Gene Ontology annotation, biological process: fatty acid elongation, monounsaturated fatty acid; very long-chain fatty acid biosynthetic process; sphingolipid biosynthetic process.